AUGCCUUCUGCUGCACCCGAGACCGUUUCUAGCAAUAUCGUCGGCGGAGAUGCCCAAAGCCGUCCACGUCUAUCAGAACCCUUGACUUACACGGGUAGUCUUGAUGACAUUCCUCAGCUUGACGUCACCCCUGUCAUCGGUCGUGAAUACAAUGGUCUUCAAAUUCGGGACCUCUUGAAAUGGGAUGAGAGGCACAUCCGUGACCUUGCAGUCACUGUUUCUCAGCGAGGUGUUGUCUUUCUGAAGAACCAGGAUGUCACCCCUGAAGAGAUGAAGGACUUUAUGCUGCGGCUUACAGAGGUUGCUGGAUGCCCGACUAGCUCAGGUUUGCAUGUGCAUCCUUUGACUGAAGAGGGUAGUGAGUUGGGUGAUCAGAUCAGUGUUAUCUCAAGUGAGAAGCAGAAGAAGGGAGGUGGUUUGACACAUCAGCUCAGCGAUGUAAGCCGAUAUGCAUCUGCUGGGUGGCACAGCGAUAUCACCUUUGAGAAGGUCCCCUCAGACUAUGCUAUGCUCAAGAUUCACACACUACCGAAGACGGGUGGUGAUACGCUCUGGGCAUCCGGAUAUGAGGUCUACGAUAGACUCUCAGACCCUAUGAAGAAGUUCCUCGAAGGAUUGACCGCGACUCAUGACGCCAGCUUCUUCCACGACGAGGCACGACGUCUCGGUAACCCAAUCCGUAAGGGCAUCCGUGGCUCUCCUCUGAAUCAAGGCGAGAACCUCACAUCCGUCCAUCCUCUUAUCCGAACAAACCCAGUCACAGGCUGGAAGUCAGUGUUUGUCAACAAGGGCUUCACCAAGCGCAUUAAUGGAUUGUCAAAGGAUGAGAGCGAUACACUACUCGCGUACCUCUUCAACCUAGUGACACAGAACCAUGAUGCCCAGGUCCGGUAUCGUUGGAGCAAGAACGAUCUUGCCAUCUGGGAUAAUAGGUCAACUUUCCAUUGCGCGACGUAUGAUUAUGAGGAAGCGAGAGCUGGAGAUCGAGUUUGUAGUCUUGGCGAAGCGCCUUAUCUUGAUCUGAAUAGCAAGACUCCUUCUAUAACAACACCAUAUCAACCUCUUCACCGCUCUCAAUCACAUUCCUUUCUCUCCUCUACUUUUACCACAGCUUCUUCCUCUCGAUCGAUUCUCCCUCGACCUCUUCACAACUCAAAAGUCUCAUCUCUCGUCCCUCGUCAGCAGCAGCGCAACUGCUCUUGUCGACGAGCCAUGUAUCGCAACGGAAACGACGUCGCUAGCGCGAGUCUCGACAUACGUCGUGGACGCGAGGUUCUUCCCAAGAAUGUCAAGCCCCUGCACUACGAUCUCACCCUCGAGCCAAACUUCGAGACCUUCAAGUAUGAAGGUACCGUCGUCAUCGACUUCGAUGUUGUCGAAGAUUCAACCUCUAUUGCCCUGAACACGGUCGAAAUUGAUAUCCACGAGACACUCGUUGAAGCCAAUGGUGCCACUGUUAGCUCCUCGCCUACCCUCGAUUACAACAAGGAUACCCAAACCACCACCGUUAACUUCGAUAAGACGAUUCCCGCUGGCCAAAAGGCGAGGUUGACUCAGCGUUUCACCGGUACUCUGAACGAUGACAUGGCAGGUUUCUACAGGUCAUCAUACAAGGAUGAAAAUGGCAACACCAAAUACCUUGCUACCACCCAAUUCGAGGCCACCGAUGCUCGCCGUGCAUUCCCUUGUCUGGACGAGCCAGCUCUGAAAGCGACAUUUACCGUAACACUCAUUGCUGACAAGGAUCUGGUAUGCUUGGGUAACAUGGAUGUUGCUUCUGAGAAAGAAGUCAACUCCAAGGUUACAGGCAAGAAGCGCAAGGCCAUUACCUAUAACAAGACUCCCAUCAUGUCUACCUACCUUCUGGCUUUCGUCAUUGGUGACCUCAAGCACUACGAGACCAACAACUUUCGAGUCCCUAUCCGAGUUUGGUGUACUCCCGAUCAAGACCUUGACCAUGCCGUCUUUUCCGCCGAGCUAGCUGCACGAACACUCGAAUUCUACGAGCAACAAUUUGGCAGCAAAUACCCUCUUCCCAAGAUGGACAUGGUUGCUGUGCCUGACUUCGCUGCUGGAGCCAUGGAGAACUGGGGUCUCAUCACAUACCGAGUCGUUGAUCUUCUAUUGGAUGAAAAGACCAGCAGCGCCGUCACCAAGAAGCGCGUGGCUGAGGUCGUGCAACAUGAGCUGGCUCAUCAAUGGUUCGGCAACCUGGUCACAAUGGAUUUCUGGGAUGGCCUGUGGCUAAAGGAAGGUUUUGCGACAUGGAUGUCUUGGUAUUCCUCCAACGCUUUCUACCCCGAGUGGAGGAUCUGGGAAGGUUAUGUUACUGAGGAUCUCCGAUCUGCCCUCGGCCUCGACUCUCUGCGCAGCUCUCACCCCAUUGAAGUGCCCGUCAAGCGUGCGGACGAGGUUAACCAAAUAUUCGAUGCUAUCUCAUAUGAGAAGGGUUCUUGCGUCCUGCGCAUGAUCUCAAAAUUCUUGGGCGAGGACGUCUUCCUGAAGGGUAUCCGAAUUUACCUCGACAGGCAUGCAUACAGCAACACUGAGACCACAGACCUUUGGGCCGCUCUCAGUGAGGCCAGUGGUAAGGAUGUUGAGCGCGUUGCUGACAUCUGGACCAAGAAGGUCGGUUACCCAGUCGUAGCAGUCACAGAAGACGAAAGCAAGGGCACAAUCCAUGUCAAGCAGAACCGGUUCCUUAGAACGGCCGACGUCAAGCCUGAGGAGGAUGAAGUCCUUUACCCCGUCUUCCUCAACCUUCGAACCAAGGACGGUAUCCAGGAAGAUCUGGCACUCAACACACGUGAGGCCGACUUCAAGGUGCCUGACUUGGACUUCUACAAGGUCAACUCUGGCCAUUCUGGUAUCUACCGUACAUCUUAUACUAGCGAGCGACUUCAAAAGCUCGGUCAAAACGCCAAGGCGGGUCUCUUAGGUGUUGAAGAUAGGGCCGGUAUGAUUGCUGAUGCUGGUGCCCUUGCCGCUGCUGGUUACCAGAAGACAUCUGGCUUGCUGUCGCUCCUCCAAGGAUUUGACUCUGAAGACGAGUUUAUUGUCUGGGAUGAGAUCACUCUCCGUGUCGGAUCUCUCCGUGAUGCUUGGAUCUUUGAAGAUGAUGAUGUCAAUGAGGCUCUCAAAACUUUCCAGAGGGAUCUGGUCAGCAAGAAGGCUAACGAGAUCGGUUGGGAUAUUUCUGACGAGGAUGACUUCACUGCCCAGAGAAUGAAGGCUCUCAUGUUCGGUAAGGCCGCAAUUGUCGAGGACGAGCCUACCAAGAAGGCCGCUUUCGACUUGUUCGAAAAGUUCGUCAAUGGUGAUCGAGAUGCCCUACAGCCCAAUCUGCGACCUAGUGUUUUCGCUGUUGUGGUUACAUAUGGAGGUGAGAAGGAGUACAAUGAUAUUUUGAAGGAGUAUGAGACUGCCAAGCAAAGUAGCGAGCGAAACACUGCUCUCCGAUCGCUUGGUUUUGCAAAGGAUCCUACUCUUAUCAAGCGAACUCUGGAGUACACUCUCACCGACAACGUCAAGACCCAGGACAUCUACAUGCCUCUCAGCGGUCUCCGCGCUCACAAGGAGGGUAUCCUGGCUCUUUGGGGAUGGGUAAAAGACAACUGGGACGUUCUCACCAAGCGGCUCCCACCUGGCAUGUCACUCCUUGGCGAUAUGGUCGCUAUUUCUACAAGCUCUUUCACACAGAAGGACCAGAUUUCCGACGUGAAGAGCUUCUUUGAGCAGAAGGGCACCAAGGGAUUCGAUCUUGAGCUGGCGCAGAGUCUUGAUUCUAUGACCGCCAAGCAAAACUGGCUUGCAAGGGAUAAGGAGGAUGUCAGGGAGUGGCUACGCAAGAACAAAUACCUGUAA
Fusarium redolens is the source of this 3864-nucleotide messenger RNA. Its product is annotated as peptidase family M1-domain-containing protein. The transcript has 3 exons. Lineage: Eukaryota; Fungi; Ascomycota; Sordariomycetes; Hypocreales; Nectriaceae. Gene Ontology annotation, cellular component: cytoplasm. The coding region runs from base 1 to 3864 and encodes 1287 amino acids. Gene Ontology annotation, molecular function: oxidoreductase activity; zinc ion binding; metalloaminopeptidase activity. Gene Ontology annotation, biological process: proteolysis; peptide catabolic process. The record is from RefSeq and is a predicted model, not a curated record.